Molecule: messenger RNA, 195 nt
Organism: Plenodomus lingam JN3
Lineage: Eukaryota; Fungi; Ascomycota; Dothideomycetes; Pleosporales; Leptosphaeriaceae
Source: RefSeq, a predicted model, not a curated record
AUGCAAAAGAUUCCCCAAGGGAAACCCUUCAAAGUCUCGACUAGAGCUGUGAGAUUCAGCUCAGCAGUACUUUGCACAGCCCUGCAUGUUGAUGACCGGUCGAUUCAAACUGUUCUGCCUACAUUGUGGCUGCGCCGCUCCGUGGAAAGCAGCGAUGCGGAGCUAGUUGCAAAUGCCCGUGACGUUGCGAAUUGA